Rotaria sp. Silwood2 is the source of this 834-nucleotide messenger RNA. The record is from the annotation of a GenBank genome assembly. Lineage: Eukaryota; Metazoa; Rotifera; Eurotatoria; Philodinida; Philodinidae.
AUGCGCGAUGGCUGUUUUCUACUGAAAGAUUAUAUUUGUUAUUGGAAUUCCUCAAUGUUGCAACAAACUGAACGCAUAUCUUAUCAUCAACGAAAAACAUCUUGUGCUUACUGUUAUAAUCAAGGUUAUUGCGUUCAAGGUAAUUUACAGAAUAAAAGUGAUUUCACUUGUGUUUGUCCAAAAUGUGUUUCGGGUACACUUUGUCUAUUUUCACCAAGUCAAUUUUCUAUUUCUCUGGAAUACUUUUUCGAAAGAAAAAAAUGGAAUAAUUAUCAUUCCAUUGUUCCUAGUCUUUUUUUUCUCUUCGGGAUGCUUUUCAAUGGACUUUGUCUAUUGACAUUUGCUCGACUUAGAGCUCGUCGAAUGGGUACUGGAAUUUAUCUUCUUAUUAAUUCGAUUAGAAGUCAGCUUAUCUUUAUUACUUUACUCAUUCGUAUUACUUGUCUUCAUAUGAUUGAUCAAAUUAUUCUUAAUGAAGAAGUUAAUCGAGUAUUAUGUAAGAGUUUACCUUAUUUGAUGUUUUCUCUCAAUUAUGUAAGCCUUUGGUUAACGGCUUUUGUUACAGUCGAAAGAGCAAUAGCUGCAACAUUACCGGCACAAUUUCCCUCAUUUAGAAAACCUAAAUCAGCUGUUUUUCUUAGUGUAUUGCUCUCUACAUUUGUUUUUGCUUCAAUGUAUCCUCAUCUGAAUCAAUAUAAAUUAAUCAAUCAUUCAAGUAACCUUCAUCCUUGGUGUAUUCUUGAAAAUGAAUCCAAUGAACAAUCUUUUAUGCAAUAUAUAUCAUUGAUACAUCAGAUUAGUUCUUUUGUAUUAAUGUUAUUGUUGCAUUGGUAA